Molecule: messenger RNA, 2242 nt
Organism: Manihot esculenta (cassava)
Lineage: Eukaryota; Viridiplantae; Streptophyta; Magnoliopsida; Malpighiales; Euphorbiaceae
Exons: 7
Coding region: 240-1853 (537 amino acids)
Biological process (GO): UDP biosynthetic process
Cellular component (GO): cytoplasm
Molecular function (GO): UMP kinase activity
Source: RefSeq, a predicted model, not a curated record
CUUUGCCACAACCGCAAGGACGUCCUCCUGGACCAUCCACUCUCACAAGGGUCCCACCCAUGUGCCAUCUCACUUUGACCUGCGUUACUUAACGGGUCUGUCACAGUCCGUCACGGCCCAUCCCCCCCCACUUCACGACCCUCGCCUUCCGUUAAAGCGCUCUCCGACUCUCUCAUCAACGCGCCUCCCGUCUUCCCUAACGUCGUCGUUCUACAGCCCCUAACUGUAACGUCAAUUCAAUGGCUUCCUGUGACGACGAUUUCUCUCUCCUUGGUGACGAUAACCACCAUUCAACCAACCCUAACCACCACCAUCACCACCACCACCACAUCCUCCACCAACCUUAUGAGCCUCAUCCGUUCACUGUAAAAUCAGCUCCGAUCCACGUGCCACCUCAGUCAAUAUUGCCUUCCCCCGUCGCCGGAUCUGGCACCGGCGCCAAAAGUCUUGGAGGAGGCGUAGAAGAAGCAGAAGAACAAGUAGUAGUAGAAGAAGACAACGAGACUGAUUCAGCUUUCCAUGAGGUGAAUCCUUUUAGUGACAAUUCAAAUCCUUUCAAUAACGAGAGAAAUUUACGGGCGAACAAGAGAAGAGAAGGAGAAGAUCACAGCGAUGGAGCCAACAGCAAUCACUACAUUUAUAAAAGACCAAGGCCGUCCGGUAGUGCAGGGAAUUCUAGUGGAGAAUACAGGAAAGAUCGAGAAGAGUGGAGCGAUACGGCGAUUGAAUGCUUACUGGAUGCGUACACUGAGAAGUUUACGCAGCUCAACAGAGGGAAUCUGAGAGGUAGGGACUGGGAGGAGGUAGCGGCGACAGUGAGCGAGCGAUGCCAGAAGCAGGCCAAGACUGUGGAGCAGUGCAAGAACAAAGUGGAUAACUUGAAGAAAAGGUAUAAGUUGGAGAGACAUAGAAUGAGUAAUGGAGGUAUCUCGGUGAGCCAUUGGCCUUGGUUUAAGAAGAUGGAAGAAAUUGUGGGGAAUUCACUGCCUAUGAAGGUCACUACCGAUGAGAAUAAAAGCGGUGGCUCUUCUGGUACUGCAGCUAGGCAGUCCAAGAGAUGUACAACCGCAACAGCAGGUCAUGUAGAUCAGACAAAUAAUAUAAAGUCCAAAUCUAUGUGUAACAUCAGAUGGCGGAGAGUAGUAUUGAAAAUCAGUGGUGUAGCUCUUGCUGGUACUGGUCCUAACAAUAUUGACCCAAAGGUGAUGGUGUUGAUUGCAAGAGAAGUUGCAAUUGCUUGCCGCCUUGGUGUAGAGGUUGCAAUUGUCAUUGGAGGUCGUAAUUUCUUUUGUGGAGAAACAUGGGUGACUGCAACAGGUUCAGAUAGACGUACUGCCUACCAAAUUGGUAUGAUGGCAAGUGUAAUGAAUUCUAUAUUACUCCAGUCAGAACUGGAGAAGAUGGGUGUUCAAACGCGUGUGCAGACUGCAUUUACAAUGCAGGAGCUUGCUGAACCAUACAAUAGGCAACGUGCAAUCCGGCAUCUUGAGAAAGGUCAAGUUGUGAUAUUUGGAGGCAUUGGUACUGGCGCUGGAAAUCCACUCUUUUCAUCAGACACUGCUGCAGCUCUUCAAGCUUCAGAGAUACAUGCUGAGGCCGUCCUGAAAGGUACUAAUGUUGAUGGUGUCUAUGAUUGUCAUUCUCGAGACAACAAUGUUACUUUCGAGCAUGUUUCCUUUAGGGACUUGGUCUCCAGAGGUGCCACAUCAAUGGAUAUGAUGGCACUAACCUGCUGCGAAGAGAAUGGCAUUCCUGUUGUGGUGUUUAACCUUCUUGAACCUGGAAACAUUUCAAAAGCUUUAUGUGGAGAGCAAGUUGGCACACUGAUUGAUCAAACAGGAUCUAUCAGCUAACAUCCACCAAUUGAAGCCUUCCCAGGUAUUAUAUGAUCAUUAGGCACCUAAAAUCCAGUGGCUGCGAUACUCUUUGUCAUGACUAAAAAUGGCUUUUCUCAGUAUAUUACUCGAGAAUGCUGGACGGAUCUUCUGACUUGCAAAACUUCUGUUAAUAACUUGAUUUAUUCAUUGAUGAAGUUGAAUUCUAUUGGUGUCAAACUCUUGUAAUUUGUAAAUUGUGUAGAGUAGUUGAAAGCGAUGAAUGGUGAAGAACGGUCGUUCUUGGUAGAUUAGCAGUUUGUGAUGUAAUGUAGAGUUGAGAUUCAUUGCACAAUGUAAAACUGUUUUAUAGGAACAUGCCAUGCAAGUGGAGGUUCAUGUGAUUGUAUCAUUUACUUUUCUUGUCA